This is a messenger RNA of Maylandia zebra (zebra mbuna), 2062 nucleotides long. NCBI's taxonomy places the organism in Eukaryota, Metazoa, Chordata, Actinopteri, Cichliformes, Cichlidae. The record is from RefSeq and is a predicted model, not a curated record.
CCCAAAUAUCCAGGAGGUCUGUCAACGUUAUGGACAAAGGCCUGUUAUUGUUAACAUCAAGGAUAAAGAGCAGAUCCACACGUUGUUGGACACUGUGGAGCAGAUGAGAUGCACAAACAAACCAUGCUGCUACACAGCUGUAACAUUUGCCCGAGCCCAGAUUGAUCUGAUAACUAAAAAUAUGGUCACUCGUAAGUAAUUGAAUGUUUUUUUUAAAUCAUUAAUCAUGUUCUACAUUAUAUUCUAACAUCUACUUUAUAAACUGUUCACAUUUUAAGAAAAUCAUGUGUUUACAGGUGAUGAAGAGAUGCACAACACGGAGCCUCUCAGGAUUGUGCUGAUAGGAAAGACCGGCAAUGGAAAGAGCUCAUCAGGAAACACCAUCCUAGGAGGGAGAGAGUUUAAAGUCAAUGCAAGUCAAAAAUCAGUCACCAAACAGUGUCAGAAAGAACAGGGUGAGGUGGACGGUCGUCCUGUUGUUGUGGUCGACACUCCUGGUCUCUUUGACUCAACUCUGUCACAUGAAGAAGUUUAUGAGGAGUUGAUGAAAUGUGUCAGUCUUCUGGCCCCAGGACCGCAUGUCUUCCUGUUGGUGUUAAAAAUUGGUCGUCUCACACCAGAGGAAAAGAAAACAUUAAAACUUAUCAAGGAAGGAUUUGGGAAGAAUUCAGAAAAGUUCACCAUCAUUCUUUUCACUGGAGGAGAUUCACUACAACGUGACGAAAUAUCCACUGAAGAUUAUAUUGAAAUGAUGUGUGAUGAUUCGUUUAAGAAGCUGAUUGCUGACUGUGGAGGAAGAUACCAUGUGUUCAAUAAUGUAGACAAAGAGAACCGCCAACAAGUCAGUGAGCUGAUAACAAAGAUUGACACCAUGGUGAAGGACAAUGGAGGAAACUGCUUCACCAAUGAGAUGCUGGAAGAGGCUGAAGCAGCGAUAAAGAAGGAAAUGAAGAGAAUCCUGAAGGAGAAGGAAGAAGAGAUGAAGAGAGAGAGAGAGGAGCUAGAAAGAAAACAUGAGGAAGAAAAGGAAGCCAUCAAAACAAGAUUGGAAGAAGAAAAAGAAAAAGUACAGCAGGAAAGAGACCAGAAACUCAAGGAGAUGGAGGAAUAUCUAAAUAAGGAGCAUGAAGAGAGAAAGAAAGAACAGGAAGUGAGAGAAAAAGAGAACAGGAAACGGGAAGAGGAGGAAGAAAAACGUAGGCAGGAUUUUAAAAUGCAGCUUGAAAUGUUGGACAAACAAAUUCAGUCAGAAAAAGAGGAAAAGAAAAAUGUGGAUCAAAAGCUGGAAGAGAGCAGAGACGAGAUGAAGAGAAAACAAGAAGCCUGGGAGAAAGAACGAAGAGAAGAAAGAGAGAAACGAAGACAAGAAGAUGAACAGAGACGACAGGAGGAGGAAAAACGACUGAAAGAAGAGAAGGAAAAAAUACAGCAGGAAAAAGAAAAACAUGAAAAGAAAAGAAAAGAAGAAGACAAAAUGAGGAGAGAAGAGGAGAAGAAAGAACGAAAUCAGCUGGAGGAAAACUAUAAAAUACGUGUGGAAAAUCUGAAGAAGAAGUAUGAAGAUGAGGCCAGAAAGAAAGCUGAAGAGUUCAAUGAUUUCAAAGAGAAACACAACAAAGAGUUUGCAGCUCAGAAGGAGGAGCACGAGAAGAAGAUUAAAGACAAAGAUGAGAAGUAUGACCUGUUAAAGGCUCUGGCUGAGCACACUGAAAAACAAAAGAGAGAAAAACAUCUUGGAGACAUCAGUGAUGUGGUGAAGUGUCUGUCUAAGAAGAGAGGAAAUCUGACAAAAAUCAAAGACUUGCUGACAAAACAUGAGGAUCAAAUGAAGAUUGCAAACAAUCAGGAUGAAAAAGAAAACCUGCAGAAAAUUCAUGACACAGAAAUAACUCUCGUGGACAUGCAGGUGAAAAGCACAGCCCAGCGUUUACUGUCUGCACUCCCUCCUCUGGUGCGACGUGUGGUGACCGUCCAGGGUCCAAAGACAUCCAGUCCUACACUAGUGAACGGUGGCAUUGGUGUCAGCCUGUCCACGGGUAAAUCUGCCAUCUUUUGGGUCUGA